This is a messenger RNA of Cryptococcus amylolentus CBS 6039, 1690 nucleotides long. RefSeq lists its product as hypothetical. Lineage: Eukaryota; Fungi; Basidiomycota; Tremellomycetes; Tremellales; Cryptococcaceae. The transcript is spliced from 4 exons. Bases 408 to 1475 code for a protein of 355 amino acids. Gene Ontology annotation, biological process: protein secretion; Golgi organization. The record is from RefSeq and is a predicted model, not a curated record. Gene Ontology annotation, cellular component: Golgi apparatus.
CCCAUCUCUUCCAAACAUCAAAUCUCUCAAGGAAUCAUCACUGCCAACUCUUUCGAAGGCCUCAUCGGGGGCCCUUCUGCAAUAUAUCACUCUCUCGCCCCCGGCAACCCGUCCCCAUCUUUGCUUCCUCGGCCCAGGAUUCUCAAUCGCUUCUUAGACUGCCAUCCGAAGGCUCCAACUCCACAUUAAGAAGGUGUAUAACCAUUUGUCCUUUCAACCAUUUGUGAAUACUUGGAACCCUUUGUGGUUGGAUUCGUCACGACCUCGAGAAUUUGGAAUCUCUUGGUUCGCCAGCGCGGCCCUGGCGAGGUGUUGCCACGAGUCAUACACGCCACUCAGCUAUAUAAUCCCAGAUACACAAGGUCUUGACGGAUUCUCUGUCCACUCUACUCGUCAAUCUGGCAAAGAUGUGUGUCACAUUCUUCACCCUAGCGCAGCCCGGAUUCAAGCUUAUCCUGGCAUUUAACAGAGAUGAGUUCCUCGAUCGCCCCACCCUUCCUGCCGACUGGCACAACUUUGCCCCCUUGUCUGCUGCCAAUGGAUCGACGACUCCACUCACUCCCACGUCCCCUUCUUCAGAGAACGGGACUCUCCUCUACAACACCGACAAGCCGCUUCUUCAGGCUGCUUUAGAGAAACACAUGGACCAAGGAGGGGCAAGGGUACUGUCGGGACUGGACAGGGGAAAGGCGGAGGGUGGUACGUGGCUAGGGAUCUCUAAGGACCUGAAAGUCGGGCUUCUCACGAACAUUGUACGCUACCCCGCAGAAGACGGCAUCAAGCCUCUAUCGCCUCCACCCUCGCGAGGCAAGCUACUACGCGAAUUCCUUCUGCCCUCUUCCUCCUCCCAAGCGCCCUCAUCAGGAGAUGUCCAAUCCUACAUCUCGUCCCACCUUCCUACAGCGGGCAAUUACGAAGGUUUCAACUUGCUACUCUUCUCUCUCUCUCCAUCCCUACCUUCCCCAGCUGUGGGCUACUUGACAAAUCGCCCUAAGCCAGCGAGCUUGAAUCUGGACCACCUCUCCCGGACAACAGGCGAAGACCGGGGGUGUACAGGUUUGUCAAAUGGCCCAUUGGCAACAGUCGAUAAGUGGCCGAAGGUGGAAUCAGGUGAAGGAAGGAUGGCCCAGACGUUGAAGGAGUGGCAAGAGAAGGAGGAAGGAGUGGAUGCGCUCGUGGAGAGAAUGUACGGUGUAUUAUCACCAACAAUCCCUGUUCAUUCCGAUGACGACCUCUUACACACCACAACAGUUCAACCUGUCAAGCUCUCCCCACAAAUGACCAUCAUCCCAUCAUCCGCCUCUUCUUCCUCGCGAGGCAGAUGGAAAGGCACCCGCACAGCCACCGUCAUUCUGGUACACGACAACGGAAAGGUUGUCUAUGUGGAAAGGGAUAUCUGGGAGCUUGGAGAGAAUGGGGAUCCGCAGAAGGGCAACGGCGAGAGACGAUUUGAGUUUGGUGGUGAUGUUGAAUAGGGUCUGAUGACCUCGUGUAUGUGGUAAGAUGAAUACCAAUCUCUCUGUCGAUACAGCGGAUAAGUGGAUGCACAUCUUUCAUUGAGUAUAACGUGCUAUGUAGGAGACCAUUGUCUCAAUCUUUUGCUAGAAAGGCGAUACCAGCACCGGGUCGAAGACCUGUGGGGAACGUACAGCGCUCGGGACACCCUGUCACAAAGGGCUGUCGUGUAAAC